AUGGACUGUCGUCCGUCUGACAUUGAGGUUGUGGAUGCAGGAAUGUCCUCUUGGAAGAUGGGUGUUUACAUUAGGCUGCCAGCCUGCUUGAUCAUACCAGAGGAGCCUUUACUUGCCUGCUGGGAUCCAGAAACCAUGUUCUGGCGAACAGAUGGUAUAGUUAUCGACAAAUUUAACAAAGAAAAAAAUGAAAUCACUUUCAGAGCUGCUGUUUUUGGUACGCUGGCCGUCUUCCAAGAGUACCAUAUGAACAUGCCUUUCCUGGAUUGGGAACUGCGUCCAUUGCCUAUGAAAGUGGUGAGGCACGAGGAGCCAGAGGACGAGGAUGCGGCGAAGAAGGCAGAAGUUGAUGCUGACCAGAAGGAUGUACAGGGGGCGGAAGCUGGUAAAGGUGCUGCCGGAGGGCCUGCUGCGGCCAAACCAGAGCAGGCGCCAAAUCCGACAGCUGGCGGUCCUCCUGUACCGCCUGUUCCGCCAGUUGACCCCGCGGCAGGAGCAAAACCCGCAGAUGGCACGGACAAGAACGCCGUAGCUGAGGAUGACGGAGGAUUUUCCAACGAGAACAUGACACUUGGGCCGCUG
Dibothriocephalus latus is the source of this 582-nucleotide messenger RNA. NCBI's taxonomy places the organism in Eukaryota, Metazoa, Platyhelminthes, Cestoda, Diphyllobothriidea, Diphyllobothriidae. The record is from the annotation of a GenBank genome assembly.